AUGCCGACGCUAACGAUGUCGUUGCAGGAGGAGAAGAGCCCUCCUAAACGCGGACGUCGGCGCCUUCUGCAGGACGAGGAGCAGCGCAAGGCGAGACGCAAAGCCCAAUGCAAACUUAACCAGCGCAGAUACCGUGCACGACAGCGUGGACUCGUCAGUACGCUGUCUCUAGAGACCGAGGGGAUGAACGGGCAUCUCCAAAACUUGCAGGACUAUCGGGACUUUUUGAGAGGCUAUUUCUUACUGGAUGCACAACCUCUUACGACCUGGAACGACCCCAGACCGAUGCUCGUGGUCAAGCACUUCUUACGCGCUUUUCGAUCGGGUUUUGCACUGCAUUCAACGGAGUCUAGUUCGCUACAGGAGAGUUUUGUGAAGCUGGUGUGUGCUCCGGAAAUGAUCACACAAGGCAGCACGACGGACGGAAUAGAAGCACUUUUGCUGCAGCUAAAACGCUACACGUCGUACCAUGGUACUUUAGAAAUACUGCCAGGCACAUUCAAGGUUGUGCACGCUCCAAUACAGGAGAUGGAGGCCCAGGCGAACGAGGAGAAACUCACUUGGGUCUUGGAAGCAAAAGGAGCAGUCAGGAUGCGGAUCUCGCGAGACACGUUGAUAAUGCGUAUAGUGGGUCAGACGAUCGAGCCGCAAUUUACGGCGACGCUCCAUUUUGACGCACGUGCAAAAGUUACCAAACUGGACCAGCAUAUCGACUUUGCGGGCGCUUUCUUCCGGAUACUUGAAAACGCACAAGAUGUGGCUACAGUCCUAGAUGGAGCACUCAUUUCGCCCUUUUCAGAACUGGGUUUGGACCCGCAAGGCACUGCGGAAUCUGCACUCACGCGCGGCAGCAAGCAGCUCAGUUUAAAAUUUAUUCUCCUCUAG
Messenger RNA from Phytophthora infestans T30-4, 885 nucleotides. RefSeq lists its product as uncharacterized. The record is from RefSeq and is a predicted model, not a curated record. NCBI's taxonomy places the organism in Eukaryota, Oomycota, Peronosporomycetes, Peronosporales, Peronosporaceae. The transcript is spliced from 3 exons. Bases 1 to 885 code for a protein of 294 amino acids.